AUGAUUAAGCUACUGAAUGAAGCUUGUAAAAAGGAUCCAGCAUUUUGUCCAAACAGUUGUGGUCGAUCAUAUAAAGGUGUACAGCGUAAAGGCAAUCUCAAACACCAUAUGAUUUAUGCUUGUGGUGUUAACCCACAAUUCAAAUGUAUAUUUUGCUACAAACAGCUCAGACAAAAUCGAUCUUUAAAAUAUCAUAUGGCCACUGUUCAUAACCAAUUUUCCACUUAAAAAAAUGUGUAUAAUUUAUUCUUGUAAACCUCUAUAUUAUUUUUUGAAUUAUAGAGACAUAUUUUUAAAUGGAAAAAUAUACCGUGUUGACUAUUAUCCUUGUCAAAGUAACACAGCAAACAUGUUACUUUCAUUUAAAUCAAAACAACCUUACAUUGAUCAGUUUAUACUUUAUCAGAGAUUGAAUUAAUGUGAAUUAAAUUCUGCUAAUCUUUCCGUUUUGGCUUUUCCAAUAGAUUUGUUUACCAUAAUAUUGAUAUCUAUAAUAAAUAUAUACUAUAUUAGUACACCAUAUCUACACUAUAUGCACUGAGGUUCUAAAUUUAAUGUCUAUAGAAUAAAUAAUUAAUAGUUAAUAAAAUAUCUAAAUCUUAUAAUUUCAAAAAAUAACAUGAUCUAAAUAAAGCUUGUAAAAAGGAUCCAGCAUUUUGUCCAAACAGUUGUGGUCGAUCAUAUAAAGGUGUACAGCGUAAAGACAAUCUCAAACACCAUAUGAUUUAUGCUUAUAAUUUGCUAUAUUUUGUCAUAAACAGCUCAGACACAAUCAAUCCUAAAAAUACUAUAUGGCCACUGUUCACAACCAAUUUUCAACUUGAUAAGAUCAUGUGUAACUUCUGUAAUUUUUGUAAUUCUCUAUAAUACAUUUCAGUUAAUUUAUUAUAUAUAAUAUAUUUUUCAAUUGGAGAAUAUACUUUGUUAUUUAUUAUCCUUGUCAAGGUCAUACAAUAAAAAUGUUACCAUAAUUUCAAUUUCAUUAACAUUAAUUGACAUGUACAUUGAAUACUUUGUCGAAAAUUGAAUUGUCUAUGAAUUAAAAUUUUCUUCUUUAACUUUUGUAAUAAAUUUGUCUACCAUGAUAUCCAAAUCUAUAUAUGUUAUGCUUUAUGUAUUGGUGUUUCAAUUAAUUUUCUAUUUAAUAAAAAUAAAAUAAAAUACUUAGAUAUUUUAUUUAUAGAGAAUAACAUAAUCAAGUUACUAAAUGAAGCUAGUAAAGAUGAUCCAGCGUUUUGUCCGAAUGGUUGUGGUCGAUCAUAUAAAGGCAUAAAGCGCAAAGGCAAUCUCCAUCAACACAUGAUUUAUACGUGUGGUGUCAACCCACAAUUUCAAUGUGCAAUUUGUCAAAAACAACUCAGAUAUUACAAUUCAUUAAAAUAUCAUAUGGCUACUGUUCACAAUCAAUUUUCAACUCGUCAAAAUUAUAUGUAG
Cinara cedri is the source of this 1434-nucleotide messenger RNA. The record is from the annotation of a GenBank genome assembly. NCBI's taxonomy places the organism in Eukaryota, Metazoa, Arthropoda, Insecta, Hemiptera, Aphididae.